AUGGGAAAAGUAUCGACUCUGCUUCUCUUUCUCUUGCCUUUCUGCUUCUUUCUUUUUACGUAUAAUCUCCUCAACCUUAUUAUCCACAAUAGAUCUGGUGUCAUUAAUUUAGAUGCAAGUCCACUUCUAGAUCCUCUGCCUCAUAGAAAGGCCAAAACCUCUUCACCAUUACUAUUUCAUGUUGCCGUAACAGCUUCAGAUUCUCUUUACAAUAAGUGGCAGUGUCGUAUAAUGUAUUAUUGGUACAAACAGAAGAAAGCUCUUCCCCGUUCAGACAUGGGAGGCUUCACUCGCAUUUUGCAUUCUGGUACAACCGAUAACUUGAUGGAUGAGAUACCAACAUUUGUCGUUGAUCCUCUUUCCCCAGGUCUUGAUCAGGGGUAUGUUGUCUUAAAUAGACCGUGGGCAUUCGUGCAAUGGCUUGAAAGAGCUACCAUAAAGGAAGACUAUGUCCUUAUGGCAGAGCCUGAUCAUAUAUUUGUUAACCCUCUUCCCAAUUUGGCUGUUGGAGGAUCACCAGCAGCUUUUCCGUUUUUCUAUAUCACACCUCAAAAGUUCAAGAACAUAGUUAGAAAGUAUUAUCCAGUGGAGAUGGGACCUGUGACAAAUAUUGAUCCCAUUGGCAGUUCUCCUGUUAUCAUAAGCAAGAAAUCACUUGAGAAGAUUACUCCUACAUGGAUGAAUAUCUCCCUGACAAUGAAACAUGAUCCAGACACUGAUAAGGCAUUUGGAUGGGUUCUAGAAAUGUACGGUUACGCAAUUGCAUCUGCUCUGCAUGGGGUGCGGCACAUGCUAAGGAGGGAUCUCAUGCUUCAGCCUCCAUGGGAUUUGUCUACCAAGGCGAUGUUUAUUAUCCACUACACUUAUGCAUGCGAUUACAACAUGAAGGGUGAGCUGACAUAUGGCAAAAUAGGAGAGUGGCGAUUUGAUAAGAGAUUAUAUCUGAGAGGUCCCCCUCCGAGGAACAUCUCUAUGCCGCCUCCCGGUGUUCCAGAGAGUGUGGUGACUCUUGUGAAGAUGUUGAACGAAGCUACAUCAAAUAUCCCUAACUGGGACACUCUCUAACUCACAUCCACUAGACACAAACCAUAGCAAGGACUACUAAUUCAUACAUCAUAUUUUGCCAAAUGAACAGUUUACUUUCUUUUUUUUUACUUUCAGUUUAACAAUGACUAUGGUGUGAGAUAAUGUUCAAGAAGUGGUUAGGUGAUAGUAAAAUGAUAUUAGCAUAGAUGGUGAAGAUUA
Messenger RNA from Brassica rapa (field mustard), 1245 nucleotides. Its product is annotated as hydroxyproline O-arabinosyltransferase 3-like. The record is from RefSeq and is a predicted model, not a curated record. Gene Ontology annotation, molecular function: glycosyltransferase activity. NCBI's taxonomy places the organism in Eukaryota, Viridiplantae, Streptophyta, Magnoliopsida, Brassicales, Brassicaceae.